Molecule: messenger RNA, 2221 nt
Organism: Maylandia zebra (zebra mbuna)
Lineage: Eukaryota; Metazoa; Chordata; Actinopteri; Cichliformes; Cichlidae
Source: RefSeq, a predicted model, not a curated record
CUUCUCGUCUUCCUCCCGCAUCUGCAGCGAGCGAUAACAAGUUUAGACGUCCCUGGUGACGCCGGUCUCCUCUUCCCGCCCAGUGCACAAAAGCCCUCAUCUCAGUGACCCACCAAAGCCUUAGCCCAUGUAAAAUCCCGGAAAGGGGGGAGGAGACUAGGAAGAAGUGGAGGGAGGCGUACAGCACAGCUGCAGCUAACAGGUUAAAGGAAGAGCACAGCAAGCUUCUGCUUUCCCACCACUUUCUUUCCAUUUCUUGUCGCUGGAUCUUCAGGGAAAACAGCCACUGAGUCCUGCUGGUUUCUAUUACACCCACCCCUCCCCUUUUUUUCUCUUCUUCCCUUUAUCCUUUCAGUUUCCCAUAGAAACCGUGCGGGAAGUGUGACCUUAUUUUUCUUCCUCCGCCCAGAAAAGCUCUGCACCAUGUCUGCUCCUGUUUACCCAGGCGCUCCAAACCAGCCACCCUAUCCCAUGUCUCAACCCGGCGGAGCACCGUAUCCAGUUCCUCCUGGAUAUGGAGAUCCCAGUCAAGCCCCUGCACCGGGCUUCAACAUGGGCUAUUCAGGACAACCUGCGGUCAUGUACCAGCCAGCACCCAUAGGGCCAGCUCCAGGCCCUGAAUACGGUGGCCCACCAGGGGGGAUUUCACCAGCUCCUGGAGGUCCAGCAGUCCCCGUUGGUGUCCCACCUGGACUUGAGUACCUCACACAGAUUGACCAGAUCCUGAUCCAUCAGAAAGUCGAACUCCUGGAAGCAUUCAUCGGUUUUGAGACAAACAACCAGUAUGAAAUCAAAAACAGUCUGGGUCAAAAGAUCUACAAGGCCAAAGAGAAGAAUGACUGCUGCACCAGGAACUGUUGCGGCUCUCUGCGCAGCUUCGACAUGAAAAUAAAGGACAACAUGGACAGGGAGGUUAUCCGUCUCAUCAGGCCUUUCCGCUGCGUCUCCUGCUGGUGUCCCUGCUGCUUGCAAGAGAUGGAGGUCCAGGCUCCACCUGGGACCACCAUAGGGUACGUCAAACAGGACUGGCACCCUUUCCUGCCAAAGUUUUCCAUCCAGGGAGCAAACAAGGAGACACUCAUGAGACUGGAGGGGCCCUGCUUUGCCUGCAACUGCUGUGGAGAUGUCAACUUUGAGCUGAAGGGGAAAGAUGGUGGCACACCCAUUGGUCGCAUCAGCAAGCAGUGGAGCGGCCUUUUGAAGGAAGUCUUCACUGACACAGAUAAUUUUGGCAUCCAGUUCCCGCUGGACUUGGACGUGAAGAUGAAAGCUGUGCUAAUGGGCGCCUGCUUCCUCAUCGAUUUCAUGUUCUUUGAGAAAGUCGGAGAGGCCAACCAGCGCAGCAGUGUGUUUUCAUAACAGAGGAAAGAGGAACCGUGGGGGGGCGGCCUAUGAUGAAGGUGUUUUCCUGUUAUGUAACAUUUGUAAUUGUUUUGUUCAUUUGUUACCAGUCCCAUAAUCCAUUUAUAUACACAUACAACUCAUUGUGAGUGAAUAAACUCUUGAUUAGAUUUAAAACUUCGAAUCUCUCCAAAGUCAAAGACUGAAAUUUUCAGUGUUUCUGUACAUUCUGUAGAUGUUUCACCUCUUUUUAAGCACAUCACUGUAUUCAUAGCAAGCAAUUUACGCUACCAAAUUUAAACUUGGAAACAGGUGUGGACACGCAUCCUUUUGAAUGUGUUUUGCUGCACUUGUGUUCACAUUUCAUUUCUUUCUUCUUUUUUGUCACCAUCAGUUUGUCUUUUAUUGUUAGUAAUUUUAUGUGCUUGCUCGAGCUUUAUAAAGAUAUAACAGUAUAUCUAGUAGAAGUACAAUACUGUUUUGUAGAAGAUGUAUUCAUUGCUUUGCCUUCAUUUAUCCAGUUAAAUGGUGGCAGAGUCGAUCUGUCAGUCCAUUGCUUUGGUAUGGUGAUCAUCAUAAUCUGUGUACAGAUAUUUUUUUUUAAUUUAAAAGUUGGCUUUUGUUUAUUACUUUGGUGUAUGCUCUACCAAACCUAUUACAUUCCUUUGAGCCUCCGCUGUAGGCUGUAUUUAGUGUUAAUCAGCAAGUGUUGGCAUGCAAAACACACUAAGAUAUGAUGCUUGACAUGGUAAGCCUCAAACCUGCCUUGGCUUCAUUAUAUCAAUGUCACUGUGAAUAUCUUAGCACAGGGGUGUCAAACUCAAAUACACAGUGGGCCAAAAUUCAAAACUGGAACAAAGUCGCAGGCUAACAUUAAUAU